AUGCCCUCCUUCUCAUCGAUUUCACUGUCCGCUUCUCUCUUAACCGCAGGAUACCUCGCCUUCCGCGGCCUCACACCCCCAAACCUUCCUUCCAGCUCCAAAGGUAAUGGGCCGCCAGACCGCGUUCGUCUGAUUGCCGGCCCGAUCACCACCGUCACACUACAUCUCAAUACGGCCUGCAUCAUCUACCACGCUCUUCUCGCGCUGUUCUAUAUAGAUAGCAGUAACAACAAUGCUAAGGAGCUGACCUAUUCUGGCGAUGGAGUGUACCUCCAAGCAAUCUGUCCCCACCGGACCAGCCUCGCGCCGCAUCUCUUCACCUGGACUAUCACAUCCACACUCUGCCUCGUUUCCAUCAUCGUGGGCGCUUUGCUUCGGCUCUCUGCAUUCAAUUUUCUAGGUCGGAACUUUACCUUCCAGCUGGCGCAACCAAAUACCCUAGUAACUGGGGGGUUGUACCGAUUGGUACAGCAUCCCAGUUACACAGGACUGUGGUUCCUCGCAGCAGGAUACCUAGGAUUGGUGAUGCGGUGGGACGGUGCAGUAGCCUGUGCUAUGGAUGAUGCGGUGCUUGAGCGACUAUCCGGAUGGGGAGGAUGGGUAGUGGGUGUGAUAGUUACAGGGUUGAUCUAUUCAACGGUGAUGCGUGUGCGAGAUGAGGAGGGGAUGUUGCGGGACCAGUUCGGGCGGGAUUGGGAGGAAUGGCAUAUCUCAGCUCUCCUCUUCCCUUCUCUACCUUCAUCCCACUCACCCCCUCUCCCCAACAACCAUUCAAUUGCAGCUCCCAACUACACCAUGGGUAUCCUCAAACGUGUCGCCAAGAUAACCACCAUUGGCGCUGGCGUCGGCACAGCGUUCUUCUUCGCAGCCGUCCGUCACAACACCUUCGUGCCGAUGCCCACAAGCGACCCUCUCUUCCAGCACCCUCUGUACCAGAAACUCAAUCCCAACAACAACCCCACAACCCAUGACCUCUGCGUGCGUCGCGUACCGCUCAAGGACAUUAAGCCCGCCUUGCUGGAAAAGCCAGGCCGACUGACCGAGGCGUUUUGCGCCGGAGUGUGGAGUGGAUUCGGAUACGCCUAUCAACGCCGCUACCUCUCCAAGAAAUACGAAGGCCCCGAAACCGCUUCUCACCUCUGGACGCGCGCGGACCUACGCGCCGCGACAUACGACGUGGGCACGCUGAUCACAGAUCACUUCGAGGUGGUAGAAAAGACGCCGGAGCGGAUUGUCGUGCGGUGCGGAGAUUCGCCCCGCAAGAAGGACGUGCGGGAAUCGGAUGGACUGUUUGAAAUUUCGACGGAGGUCAAGCCCCAAGAGGGAGUUGCGGAGUUCCGGCUCAAGAGUCUGUUCUUCCAAGGCAAGGGGAAGGCGGAGAGUGAGCCGAUGCCCUCGCAUGUGGUUUGGUUGCAUCAGCAGUAUACGAAAUUGUGGUUGGAAACGGCGUUGGGAAAUAUUUGGCGGUGA
Messenger RNA from Aspergillus piperis CBS 112811, 1470 nucleotides. Its product is annotated as methyltransferase family protein. The transcript is spliced from 4 exons. Gene Ontology annotation, cellular component: membrane; endoplasmic reticulum. NCBI's taxonomy places the organism in Eukaryota, Fungi, Ascomycota, Eurotiomycetes, Eurotiales, Aspergillaceae. Bases 1 to 1470 code for a protein of 489 amino acids. The record is from RefSeq and is a predicted model, not a curated record. Gene Ontology annotation, biological process: C-terminal protein methylation. Gene Ontology annotation, molecular function: protein C-terminal S-isoprenylcysteine carboxyl O-methyltransferase activity.